Talaromyces rugulosus is the source of this 1155-nucleotide messenger RNA. RefSeq lists its product as uncharacterized. The coding region runs from base 1 to 1155 and encodes 384 amino acids. The record is from RefSeq and is a predicted model, not a curated record. NCBI's taxonomy places the organism in Eukaryota, Fungi, Ascomycota, Eurotiomycetes, Eurotiales, Trichocomaceae. The transcript has 5 exons.
AUGUUUGAGACACUCCAGCCUGCAGCCUACGGGGUUUCAACCGUAUUCUGGACUCUGUCGACGACGAGUAUCCUAUUGCGAAUUUAUUCUCGCCGAUAUGUCAUUAAGAGCUUUGGAUGGGAUGAUAUUUGUAUGUCAUCAAUUCUGUUUUUCAAUACUGCGCAAGAAGCCAUUCUCUACAUAUUCCUGCAUUAUGGAGGUGGACUUCAUAUCGCCGGCGUAGAUACUGAGAAUCUCUUGAUCUUGACAAAGUGUUUGUUUGCAGAAGAGAUCUAUUACAUAUGGAUGCAUUUCAUUAUUAAGACGUGUUUUCUGCUCUUCUACCUUCGACUUUCAAACACUCAGCGUUUUACACAAAGCGUGUACGCAACCAUGGCGCUCAACACCAUAUUCACAAUCACAAUCUGGCUGAUAUACUGCUUUCAAUGCACGCCUCUUGCGGCCUUCUUCAACGCUGCUGCGUACCCAAAUGCGAAGUGUCUAUCCAAGGCUGUUUCUUAUUACUUUGUCGCGUCACUGAGCAUUACCACGGACGUCAUAAUAUUGGUUCUACCGAUUCCUACUCUGUGGAAGCUUCAAGCCAGCGUUCGACGUCGGAUCACCCUCAUCGCUGUCAUCACCUUUGGCGGGUCUGCUGUUCUUGUAUCUUUCCUUCGUCUAAUUGUCCUUCAUGAAUUCGACGUCAACCCCGACUUUACCUAUACUUUGGGGAAAAUGGUGAUCAUUUCGGCGGUUGAGCUUGAUGUUGCUAUUAUGGCGGCAAAUGCCCCGUCUAUGAAGGCUCUGUGGCUGAAGUACAUUAGCAAGAAGCCAUUUCAGAGUACUACCACUGGGGGCAACAGGUCUUCUUCUUAUAGGAAAGAGAGCAGUGGCGACACGAAUAAUGAAUUAUCUACCAUCCCAGCCAAAAGCAAUCGCAUUAAAAAGAGUGGCCACACACGAGUGACCUCCGCUGACUGCGGUACAACCCCAGGGGUCGGGGAGGAGCAAGACCAGCGCUGGCGAAAUGAUUCUAAAGAGGAGCUUUUCCAGGAAAGCAGCGGUGGUAUUACCGUCACGUCCACAGUCGGUGUGCAAAGCAAACGUGACACGAUUACGUCGCCAGAGCUUUUGAAUCGGCAGUAUUUUCAAUUCCAAAAAAGCAGUGCUGUGUAG